Salvia hispanica is the source of this 2406-nucleotide messenger RNA. Its product is annotated as putative wall-associated receptor kinase-like 16. Lineage: Eukaryota; Viridiplantae; Streptophyta; Magnoliopsida; Lamiales; Lamiaceae. Gene Ontology annotation, biological process: protein phosphorylation; cell surface receptor signaling pathway. Gene Ontology annotation, cellular component: plasma membrane. Gene Ontology annotation, molecular function: calcium ion binding; ATP binding; protein serine/threonine kinase activity. The record is from RefSeq and is a predicted model, not a curated record.
CUCAACAAUAUGCAUGAGAAUGUGAUGAUCAUGUUCAUAUUGGUCUCCUCAACAAAACUAGUAUUUUCAUCAUAUACUGAUAAUUUCACUAUAGCUAAGCCCAGCUGCAACGACACAUGCGGCAACAUACGCAUCCCCUUCCCUUUCGGCAUCACAAGAGACUGCUGCCUCGCCGAUGAAUUCGCGCUCACUUGCUACCACACGUAUUUCGACCCUCCGAAGCUCUUCAUGGGGGAAACGAACGUCGAAAUCACCAACAUAUCCCUGGACGGCCAGAUCACGCUCCUCGAGCCCAUAUCGCAUGCAUGUUUCGAUAGCGACGGCACACGAUCUUCCAAUUUCACUGAGAUACAGCUUGGCAGCUACCUGACGCUGAAUCAUACUGUGAAUAAGUUCACUAUGGUCGGGUGUUCCGCCAUGGCCGUUGUUGCGGGGAGUACCAUUGCCGACCAGGUCGUCGCCACGGCCGGCGCUGUCCAGUGCAAUUCGGAGGAUGAUAUCAUUGAAGAGACGUGUAACGGCGUGGGGUGUUUCAAGGUUGAAAUCCCCCAAAAUGUGUCGGGGUAUGUUGUUGCAAUCGAGAAUUUGACCGAUUAUUCUACUCGUGCAUGGAACUACAGCAGCUGCACUUAUGCGUUUGUUGUGGUAGACACUGCCUUCAACUUUUCAAAGGAUAAUCUCACGAACUUGUCGCGCGUUAAAAGCCUUCCUGUGGUGGCCGACUGGGGCGUCCGGAACGAGACAUGCGAUAAGGCCAGCAACACUACCAGCUAUGCUUGCGUCAGUGCAAACUCCACCUGCUACAACCCCACUAACGGUUAUGGCUACCGUUGUCAUUGCGAACACGGAUUUCAAGGAAACCCUUAUCUACCUCAAGGAUGUCAAGAUAUUGAUGAAUGUAAAAAGAAUUCACGUGCUUGCAACAAGGACGCACGCUGCAACAAUACAAUAGGCAAUUACACAUGUACUUGCCCGAAGAAUUACGAAGGUAAUGGAAUGGGUGAAGAUGGCUGCAAGCGGAAGGCGCCCAUAGAUAUGAAGAUCACUUAUAUCUCGAUAGGAGUUGCGUCUGGUGUCAUCUGUCUACUUCUCGGCAUCAUUUUCCUCUACUUGGAACGCAAGAGAAGAUCACAUAAUAAGAUGAAGCGAAGAUUCUUUCUCCAAAACGGUGGCCAUAUGUUGCAAGAGAAGUUGGCUAAGAGAGAAGCUUCAGAGAUGGUCACCAUUUUCAGCUCAUUAGAGCUACAGAAGGCGACAAACAACUUUCACAACAGUAUGAUCAUUGGCCGAGGUGGCUUUGGCACCGUGUACAAAGGUAUACUAGCCGAUAGAAGAACAGUGGCAAUCAAGAGGUCUAUAAGAGUUGAUCCCACACAAAUCGAGCAGUUCAUCAACGAGGUUGUUAUUCUGUCUCAAAUCAACCAUAGGAAUGUAGUUAUACUUCUUGGAUGUUGCCUAGAAACAGAUGUUCCACUUUUAGUCUACGAGUUCGUUAGCAAUGGGACCCUUUCUUCACACUUGCACGAUGAGGCUAAGGCGUGUGUUCUUGAUUGGAACACGCGUCUAAAGAUCGCUGCAGAAACUGCAGGGGUGCUCUCGUAUCUGCACUCUUCAGCUUCUACUCCGAUCAUACAUAGGGAUGUCAAGUCGGACAAUAUCCUCUUGGACCAUAAUUUGACUGUGAAGGUGUCGGAUUUUGGGGCUUCAAAGCUAGUUCCAGUUGAUCUCGCGCAGCUAUCUACAAUGGUGCAAGGGACUUUCGGAUACCUUGAUCCUGAGUACAUGCAGACAAACCAGUUGACAGAGAAGAGCGAUGUUUACAGCUUUGGAGUUGUUCUGCUAGAGCUAGUCACGGGGCGUAAAGCAUUGAGUUUUAAUAGGCCGGUAGAGGAGAAGAGUUUAUCCAACUAUUUCCUUUAUGUACUCAAGCAAGAUUUGCUAGUAAAAAUCAUUGAUGAAAAAAUUGUGGGUUUGGAAAAUAUGGAGCAAAUAUCAACGGUUUGUAAGCUAGCGAAAGAGUGCUUGAAUGUGAAGGGGGAAGAUAGGCCUAGUAUGAAGGAGGUGGCAAUGGAGCUCGAAGGGCUAAUACUGCGAGAGAAGCACUCGUGGGCCACAAAUGUAGACGAUGAAGAAGAGAUGAAGUCUCUGAUUCCGAAUGAUCAUGAUGGAACGAGUGGUGUGGGAUUUGAUAGCAUCGGCAUGGAUCAUAUUGUUUUGCCAAUCAAUGAUGGAGGAAGAUGAUAUUUUACUUUGAGCAUUAAUUAUAUAGGUGUAAAAAUAUUCAGAUGAGUCUGGUGAUCAAAUUGUUAUUUCGAUUUUGUGAUCAAGUUGAUGUUUAAUUUUGAAUUGUGUUACAAUUAUUGGUGUUUCGAAGUCUUUUUAUGGAGUAAUCAUCCAAGGGAUUAA